Molecule: messenger RNA, 741 nt
Organism: Klebsormidium nitens
Lineage: Eukaryota; Viridiplantae; Streptophyta; Klebsormidiophyceae; Klebsormidiales; Klebsormidiaceae
Source: the annotation of a GenBank genome assembly
AUGGAGGCCACUGGCAAGACUACUCUUCGUCCAUGGAUGCUUGAGACAAGCUGGCUUGCGGUUAUUUUGUUCUGUCUGUUCCUUGCUGGCGUUCAAGUUGGCGCCGUACAGCACGACACGAGAGUGAAGACGCUCGUGGAGACCAGCUAUGUCCUGGGUGCCCUGCCGCCUGCGUAUGGCAACCUAACACUGCCUGAACCGACUCCCAUCAACGAGUACCUCCGCACCAACACGACGCUGAAGAACUACCUCUUGCCGUCAGACCCCCCGCUGCAGCUCAUCAAAGCGCAGUACAUCGAUAUUGGAGAGAUGCUCGUUUCGGUCUUCAUAAUUUCAAUCUUCGUGGGCCUGAUAGUCAGCUUAGUGCUGACGGGGAACUGGUCGGAAAACGUUGAUGAACUCCGAAGCUUCAACCUGCCUGAUCCGGACACCAAGAUCAACCCUCUUCUUCAAGCCAACAACAUUUCGCUGAGUCUUCAUCGUUGCAAGGCCACCAGACGUCGGGAUGGGGGAAGCGAAAGACCCCUCUUUCAAUUCUACAUAGGCAUGCCCAAGGGCAUGUGCGCUCAGAUUCUGGCGGCGGGUUCUCCAUACGGGGAGUAUCUGUCGGCGGAUCCACAGACCUGGAAUGAUGAUAAAGGCGAGAUUCCUUUCAAGACGUUUGUCUCGGCAUUUGCGACGCUGAGCUUCACCCCCAUCCUUCUGUUCGAAGUGAUCUACCUUGCUUGUUUCGUCAGCUAG